AUGGACGUCUCCACCCAGACUGCCCCCCUCAUCCCUGGCGCCGCCCCACCGCCGGAGCCCGGCGGGCCGCCCCAGGACGACCCCCCGCCCACGCCGGCGCCCGGCGGCGGGCAGCAGGCCGAUGGCCAGGCCAGCGGCGGGGCCAACCGCAACGCACCUGCAGCGAACCAGCCCGAGGAGAUGUCCGUGGUGGUGAUGCCGACGCGCGUGCGCGUGGACAGCAGCGUCGUCUGCGCGCACUGCACCAUCAGCUGGCUAUCGAACUGUGUGCUCGGUGCGACGAUCUUGAGCAAG
This is a messenger RNA of Ostreobium quekettii, 294 nucleotides long. The record is from the annotation of a GenBank genome assembly. Lineage: Eukaryota; Viridiplantae; Chlorophyta; Ulvophyceae; Bryopsidales; Ostreobiaceae.